Messenger RNA from Gloeophyllum trabeum ATCC 11539, 1059 nucleotides. RefSeq names its product glycoside hydrolase. Gene Ontology annotation, molecular function: hydrolase activity, hydrolyzing O-glycosyl compounds. The coding region runs from base 16 to 1059 and encodes 347 amino acids. Gene Ontology annotation, biological process: carbohydrate metabolic process. Lineage: Eukaryota; Fungi; Basidiomycota; Agaricomycetes; Gloeophyllales; Gloeophyllaceae. The record is from RefSeq and is a predicted model, not a curated record. The transcript has 9 exons.
ACAGUAGCCGUGACUAUGUCCUCCUGGUUCGCUUUCAGCUUUCUCCUCGGCAACGCGUUGACGGCCUGGGCCUCACCCCUCGCACGGCAACUGCCCACGUCCCCGUUCGAGACGCUGAGGGCAGCAGCGGCACCGCGCUACUUUGGUGCAGCUCUGGGUGUCCCCCACCUGUUGAAUUUCACGCAUGAUCCGCUGUUUGAUGUGACUGCUGUCUUGCAGUUCAACGGUGCCACGCCGGAGAACGAGAUGAAAUGGGCGUACAUCGAGCCGGAGCGGAACCAGUUCAACUUUACUGGUGGCGACAUCGUUGCUGCGUUCUCCGCCGCCAACGACUAUGUCCUGCGCGGUCACAAUCUCGUCUGGUACCAGGAGCUCGCACCGUGGGUGGAGACCCUGACGGGUGAGGACCUAUGGAACGCUACUGUGAAUCACAUCACGACUGUGAUGACACACUACAAGGAGAGCUUCAAUAUCUACGCUUGGGACGUUGUCAACGAGGCUUUCAACGACAACGGUACCUACCGGGAGAACGUUUGGUACACCCAGCUCGGACCGGAUUACAUCCCGAACGCGUACGCCGUAGCCAGAUCCGUGAACACGCCGUCUAAGCUGUACAUCAACGACUACAAUACUGAGGGCAUCAACAACAAGUCCGAUGCACUGCUCGCCGUUGUGCAGAGCAUGAAAGCACAUAACUUGGUUGACGGUGUUGGCUUCCAAUGCCACUUCUUCGUCGGCGAGCUCCCCCCGGACCUCGAGCAGAACUUCGCGCGGUUUGUGGCCGCGGGCGUCGAGAUCGCCGUCACCGAACUCGAUAUCAGGAUGAACCUCCCGCCUUCACAGGCUGACAUUGAGCAGCAGGCCCGCGACUACGCCACAGUCGUGAAUGCAUGCAAAGCACAGGGUGCUGCCUGCGUUGGGAUCACCACCUGGGGUAUCACCGACCUUUACUCAUGGAUUCCCUCCACGUAUCCCGGCGAGGGAUAUGCCCUGCUCUUCGAUGACAAUUAUGUUCCCCACCCGGCAUUCAAUGCGACUAUUCAGGCCUUGCUCGCUUGA